AUGUCCUCCACGUCCGAAAACCCCUUUGAAAGCACCCUUCGUACCUCUUCGCCUGAGCCGAUUUUGACUGAGGAACAGGAAUUACAAAAUAUCACCUCAAAGGGGAAGGGUAAAGAGGGUCGUGUAUUCGACCGUUUGCCCACUCCAGCACCGUUAGGCCUUCCUCCCCCAACGAUAGGUGUGGUAACUCGGCCUCCGGAAAACACGCAACAAAUGUCUCAAGACAAAUCUCGAGUCGAUAACGAUGAGAAUGAAGAUGACGUAAAUCCACCGUUCAAUGGGCGGUGGUGGACCGAUUGGUUGUGUGGUUGCAGGGAAGGAGCGGACCGGGGUGGCGAUCAUCAGGCUGGCAGUACGAACCCGAUGGAGUAG
Cantharellus anzutake is the source of this 372-nucleotide messenger RNA. RefSeq lists its product as uncharacterized. The coding region runs from base 1 to 372 and encodes 123 amino acids. The record is from RefSeq and is a predicted model, not a curated record. The transcript has 2 exons. NCBI's taxonomy places the organism in Eukaryota, Fungi, Basidiomycota, Agaricomycetes, Cantharellales, Hydnaceae.